Messenger RNA from Penicillium salamii, 1686 nucleotides. Lineage: Eukaryota; Fungi; Ascomycota; Eurotiomycetes; Eurotiales; Aspergillaceae. The record is from the annotation of a GenBank genome assembly.
AUGCCUCUCGACGAGGAAGGCGCCAAGUGGUCCUGUGAACCAUGCAUUCGAGGUCAUCGGUCGUCAAAAUGUCAACACUUUGAUAGACUCAUGAUGAAGGUCCCCAAGGCUGGGCGCCCUCUGGCCAAAUGCCCUCACCCGAAAGGAACUUGUAGCUGCCAGAAAACAUAUGCUGUGAUGGUCCGCAUUCCGAAAGGCUCAUCUUGCCUGUGUCGGCCGCUCUAUGAAGUUCCUGUCAAUGCCAAUGAACCUACACAAUCUCCCACGCCCUCGACGCCGUCAACUUCGUCACCGGCCCCUGGGAAAGUUCAAAAGUCUGGAAGGAGGCAGAGCACCAUGCAAGCUGCGCCGCAGAACAUUGCGCGGGCACUAGACAGCAUGCCAGAUAACCUCAAAUUCGAGGAAGGAACACCUGGUUUCUUGUCAAAUCGCCCCUUGCAAUCAGAGCUAGAUGCUUCAAGUAAACCCCAUGCGGGUUUGAAACCUACCCCGGUACCAUCGCCCCAAGAACCCGCCAGGGAAAGCUCGCAAUCUCCUCCGGCAUCGAGCUGCUGUUCUCAAAAACCCAAGGCACCCAUCCCGGCUCCAGCUCAGGCCUCAGCCAAUGUCUCUCACCUUCAACCAGUUCAAAAUGGAGGUUCCUGCUGUAGCUCUCGUCCUCCCGCAGCGAGCCAACCCGAGCACCAAGAGUCCAACAAACAGAAUUUCCAGCCAGCUGCCGUUUGGAAUGAUCGAUCUUAUAUGCGCUUUGGUGAUCCCCAGAUGACUUCAUGGCAGAAUCAGGCAAUCCACCCGCGUGCAAACUACAUGCACCCUACCAUCGGCCAAACACAUCCCCAACAGCAUUUCCCUCCAAAUGGUUAUGUGCAGAUGUUACCGUCCCACUCUCAACCAUCUAUGUCCCACGACGGAAUUUCCCUUGGUGUAACUUCGCCGCCAUCUAUGACCUACCAAAAUUCCAUCAACGGCCUUGGAAUCACCCAGCCCUCUAUGGACCCAUUUAGGCUCAGUCAGCCCCAGUCUACAUUUGCUGCUCCGUCAAGUGGUGAUCCUUGUCACGAAUGUAGCUGUGGAGAAGAAUGUCAAUGCUUGGGAUGUGCGGCACACCCCUUCAAUACCACAACACGAAAGCAUGUGCAAGAGAUGGGCACAAUGAUCACAUUCAAUGGCGACGAAAGAAAUUCAGACGUCAUCAAUCCCUACCAAACCGCAUCUUUCCAAGGCGGCGCUCCUCCGAACGCGUUCCCUUAUUUCAUGCAAAGUACACAGACUUUGGACCACGGUUUCCAGCCGCAUCCAUACAAUGGUUAUUCAGACCCCAACUCAGCUUUACCCAGCGGUUACUCCUCUCCGCUGGCUACAAAUCAUCAUAUGAAUCAGCCAUUGAUGCACCCUUCAGAGUAUUACACCUUGGAAUAUCCUGUUGGGUUGCCAAGCGCCUGCUCUGAUGUGACAGGUAGCUGCCAGUGUGGUAGUGAUUGCAGCUGUGUUGGGUGUCUCACUCACAGCGGCCACAGCGGCUUCUCUCUAGACAUGACUGCCCCCGAAAACCCUAUUCCCGACACUACAGAACUGCAAAGCUCGCCUCAUCCUCGACAACCAAGCUCCGACUCUCGAAACCAAAUGCUCGACAAUUUGUCCGUGCCAUGCCUGAGCCCUCGCACCUUGGAGACUUCUAUGAUCUAG